GUGAAAUUGCUAAUUUCUGUAAAAGGUCUAUGAAAUUAUAGCUUGCGCCCGGCCUCGUGUGUGGGCCCGGAAGAUAGCAGCUUGGUCGUGAUUGGUUGAAAUGGUCGUUACAUCACGGACUCUCCUGAGCCUGUAAAUAGCAUCACGGCCAUGACUCGCGUAUAACAGAAGCAGCGCGUGACUGAUGGCCCUAGCAGAUGAAUAUCUCAGGACUCAUCCGUACCUUGUCAACUCAUUUACGGCAAACACUCCAGAGUGUUCACAAGUGGAAUGCCUUCUAGUGAAACCAUGUACACUUAUCCUACAAACUCCCCUGGGGCUCCCGCGAAUAACAUGAUACCUCCAGUCUACGCUAACCAAGGCUACGAGGGCUUUUACAGGCCCGGAUCUUCGCCGUACUCCUCGGUUCAUUUUCCCGUUUAUGGUCAGUACGACGCGAGACAAGAAAGGUACUAUGGACCUCCUCUUCCCCGCUCUCAACAUCCUACAAGGCAAGACAUGGUGAAGCCACCGUAUAGCUACAUUGCCCUUAUUGCUAUGGCGAUACAAAGCGCGCCAGAGAAGAGAAUAACACUCAGCGGGAUUUAUAGUUUUAUAAUGGACAGAUUUCCCUAUUACAGGAAUAACAAACAAGGCUGGCAGAACUCUAUAAGACACAACCUUUCACUCAACGAAUGUUUCGUUAAGGUCCCCAGAGAUGACAAAAAGCCGGGGAAAGGGAGCUUUUGGAUGCUAGAUCCGGACAGCCUGAACAUGUUCGAGAACGGGAGCUAUCUGCGGCGGAGGAAGAGGUUUAGGAAGAAAGAUGUUCAGAAAUCAAUGGAGGGGGAAAGCCAGCGCAAGUCGGAUGGUACUUCCGUUGAGAAUUCCACAGCAAGAAGCGAGACAUCGACAACUUCCGCUGAACAAAACGAUCAAAACGAGGGAGAGGACUCGAAUUCGAGCAGCGGAGCGGCUAAAGCGGAGAGCGACAGUCCCAUCCCUGAGAAAGACAUGGUGGUGGUAACAAUACCGCAGCCGAAGACAAGUCCGCCCGCGAUGGUGAAAAGAGAGCCCUGUAUGGUAGACGAAGAGGGACACGAACAUCGAGUCACCCCACCGUCUUUCCCCACAGCGCCACCACGCGCGGGCUACGAUCCACAAAACCCGUAUUCUUACGGAGCCUACUGUGCAUACACGCAAGCACAACCGCAGGGAUUCAACGCUCAAGCUUACCCGUACGAGAACAACUCCGCCAGCGCGCGCCCGGCUAUGCCACACUACAACUCUGAUCCCGCACACACAGAACCGCUGCCGAGGUUCUCUCCUCAUCUUAGCCACUAUACGCAACCUACGCCGGUAGUAGAAGAACCACAAAACCGCAUCAAUAGUCCGUAUGGUGAUUACGAAGGCCGAGGAACAGCGGGGCAGUGGUACCCUCAAGGAUAUAACGCCACAAGCACUGCGAAUAUGCCAACGGAGGCAACCAUCCCGCAGGCCCAGCAAGCAAGGCAAGCCAAUUUCCCGAACGUUAGAGAGAUGUUUGAGUCUCAAAGGCUUUUGGUAUCGAGCGCCAACCAAGCAAGCAGCCCCAACCAUCACCCUCAAGGUCAGUUCGCAAGCGGAGCGGGAUAUCAUUCUAGUCCAAGCUCUAUCUAUUAGAGUCAAGACCAAUGACUUUCUUACGCUUUGUACUACGAACACCGAGGAGAAAACUCUGGACAUUCCUAAGCUAGCAGAUCUGUAGAUUUACGCGUUCUUUUACUUGCUGAGCGGUCACCAUGUGAUAGUUUAGAAGCACUAAGCUGCAAUAAGAAGUCAUGAAAUGUCUAAUCGGAAAAUACGAGGAAAUAUUACCGCUAAGUGAUAACGCUUUACAGAACUCUAAGUGAUAGAUACAACACACACUCUACAUUCUCGUGUUUUCAUGUACCUUUUAAUGUGCUUUCUUUGAAAGCAAGGUUUCUUUUAUAAGAAUAGGACUGCUAUUUGACUAAAGCUUUCUCUAGCUGUUCCUACCAGACUCUUCGUCAAAAACCACACUUUAAUCUUAACUUUUCAUUCGUGAUUUCCGUAUCCAAAAAAAAUCUCAGCCUUAAGGUCCUAUUAUCCGAUUUUGUUUUAAAUUGGCCAGAAGUAUUUUGGCAAGUCUGAUAAUGUUUAUAUUUUAUGACUGAUUUAUCGUUUUAUAUCACAGCUUUAAUCUUGCGCGGUGUAUAUAUCUUACUCGUUCUCUAUGAGAAUCGUUAAUUGAAUUAAAUAUGAUUUUACCAAGUUUGUAAAGGACUACCUUGAGGACUGUCUUUAGUGUGUUAUAAUAUAGUCACUAAUAGACUAAUAUUUUAUAGUUGUCGGUAAAUGUAUUGCUUGUAAAAUUAUUUGCCCUUAGAAUUAUGAUAAAAUGUAGUUUUCAGAUUGGAGACAUCAUUUAUGACAGUCAUAUUUUUCCUGUGCUAUGUACAGAAUGAAAAAGGUCGACCAACUACGUAAAUAAAGCUUAAAAAGAGAUUCAACUUA
Molecule: messenger RNA, 2496 nt
Organism: Nematostella vectensis (starlet sea anemone)
Lineage: Eukaryota; Metazoa; Cnidaria; Anthozoa; Actiniaria; Edwardsiidae
Product: forkhead box protein C1-A
Exons: 1
Coding region: 271-1641 (456 amino acids)
Biological process (GO): anatomical structure morphogenesis; cell differentiation; regulation of transcription by RNA polymerase II
Molecular function (GO): DNA-binding transcription factor activity, RNA polymerase II-specific; RNA polymerase II cis-regulatory region sequence-specific DNA binding
Source: RefSeq, a predicted model, not a curated record